UUGUACUUUGCCUCUCCUCGAAGCUCCUUCUUUUUAUUGCUUUCUUUCUUUCUUUCGAGAUUUUUAUCCCCUUUUCAGUUUGAGCAAAUUCUAUUCAGAUUCAAUCGAUGGUAGAAGUUACUCUCAAGGCCGAGAUCACACACCCGAUCCCUAAGGCCAGGUUGGUCGAGGCUUUUCUAGGAGCGGGUGGCUUCUUCCCCUAUAACCUCUUGCCAGCCGUCACAAAUGCUGAGAUCCAGGAGGCAAUCUCGAUCGAAGGCAGACAGCGCAGGACGGUGAGGCACACGGUUAAAGCACAGGACCAGGAGCCCUUCCUCUACAACCACUCGACCGUCGAUCGGGAUGAGCUGGGCGGAAUCUCCAGGGAGAUCAGCCAUGAGGUGAAGAUCACUGCGUUGCCCCUGGAGGGUGGCUCGGUCUGUAAGUACGCGGGCAGGUACUUCACUGUCGGCCCAGGGGAUAUCCCCGAGGAGGAGAUGAUGAGGGCCAUGAGAGGGAAGGCGUCCGUGAUGUUCGGGGCCAUUGAGGCUUAUCUGGAGGUGCCAUCAGACGCAGUCCUGUUCGAGUAAAGUUCUCGGCCAAGGGGAUAUCACCGAGGAGGAGAUGAUCAGCGCCAUAAGACAGGAGACUGCUAGUCCUGUUCGAGUCAGCGCUAGUUGAGUACUGUUUUUGUUUUGUCGUCGAGGGAGUGCGUUCGUCUUUGUCUCUUCGCUAAUAUGAUGGUGGUUCUGGGAAAUGUUUUGCAAAAUUGCUGUACUUGCUUCGUUCGCAAGCCCAGAUGAAGUGUUUUUGGAGUAA
Eucalyptus grandis is the source of this 798-nucleotide messenger RNA. Its product is annotated as major pollen allergen Car b 1. Gene Ontology annotation, biological process: abscisic acid-activated signaling pathway. Lineage: Eukaryota; Viridiplantae; Streptophyta; Magnoliopsida; Myrtales; Myrtaceae. Gene Ontology annotation, molecular function: signaling receptor activity; protein phosphatase inhibitor activity; abscisic acid binding. Bases 108 to 569 code for a protein of 153 amino acids. The transcript is spliced from 2 exons. Gene Ontology annotation, cellular component: nucleus; cytoplasm. The record is from RefSeq and is a predicted model, not a curated record.